Molecule: messenger RNA, 645 nt
Organism: Oldenlandia corymbosa var. corymbosa
Lineage: Eukaryota; Viridiplantae; Streptophyta; Magnoliopsida; Gentianales; Rubiaceae
Source: the annotation of a GenBank genome assembly
AUGGAUUACUACUCCAGGGUGCAAGAAUUUUAUGUCCAGGACGAAUUCACCAUCACAGAUUUGGAGGAAGAUGAACCGGUUCCAUGCUCCAGCAGCAGAGGAUUUCCCACCUUCCUUGUUAUGCACAGUGAGAGUGAACAGAAUGCUCAACCAACCGUGUUCCCAGAUUCGUCUUCUGAAGAAAAUGCACCUCCAGAAAAUAGACUAGAUGAUUUGGAUUUUGUCCCUGAUCUAUUUAUUCCAAAUGUUCUUGAUUUCCCUCCAUUUGAUGAAGUCACUUCCCCUGUAUUUGUACUUCAUGCUGCUUUUGAUGACUCUGUAAUAGAUAGGGAAAAUAAGAGUUCUGCCUAUUCUGAUAGCUCUGUUGAGCCUUUGGUUAGCCAAUUCCAGAGUAGUGUAAUUGCCUCACCUUCAACCAAGUCUUCUGCAACUAUUCGAAAGCGCUCCUUUAGUCACUUCACUGAAGGAUCUCAGGGAUGGACUAUGUCUGCCCCAGCUUGGGAGGACCUCACUGAUUCAGACUCGGAGGACAGUGUUAUCCAAUACAGAAUGACGGUGCGACAAGUCGUAUCAGAUCCUAAAACACUACCUGCACAAGUCAUAAAGAAGCCAAGAGGUAGUCUCAAGUCCAACCAGCGCUCUUGA